UUAUCCACAAUAUCAUUGGCUGCUCCAGAAUGAGUUUGACAGGGAAAUUGGAAGACAACGACUUCCGACAUUUGAAAACAGAAGUAAUUGCUCAUUUUUCAAAGCAUUUGAGCUGGAAGUGCCUAGAUACAUUACAGUUGUCCCACUUAUGUUGCCUCAUAAAUGCAAAGAAGACGUCGACUUUGAAGGAUAUGAUAUUGCAAUGAACAGUACAGUAAUUGGGAAUAGUUGGUAUAUCCACCACAACAAGAAGAUUUGGGGAGAUCCAUGGAAAUUUCGCCCAGAGAGAUUCUUGGACGAAGAUGGAAAUGUGCUGCCUUCUGAACACAUAUUGCGAAAGAACUUGAUACCUUUUGGAAAUGGGUUGCGUCAAUGUCCAGGAGAAUCCUUCGCUAAAACACGUUAUUUUCUUUAUGUCAGUAACCUUUUGCAGCGCUGGUGUUUUGAGUUUCCUGAAGGAAAGCACAUCUCGUGUGAUCCGAGACUUUCCGAGAACUUUGAUAUCAGUGUCGUAAUAAGACCAAAACCCUUUUACUGUCACGCUAAAAAACGGAUAUAAAUAUAAUUAUGUGCUUUCAUGUUAUUUGUGCCGACGAUU
Molecule: messenger RNA, 598 nt
Organism: Ruditapes philippinarum (Manila clam)
Lineage: Eukaryota; Metazoa; Mollusca; Bivalvia; Venerida; Veneridae
Product: steroid 17-alpha-hydroxylase/17,20 lyase-like
Exons: 3
Coding region: 149-559 (136 amino acids)
Molecular function (GO): oxidoreductase activity, acting on paired donors, with incorporation or reduction of molecular oxygen; heme binding; iron ion binding
Source: RefSeq, a predicted model, not a curated record